AUGGUCGCCGGCGAAAAUUGAACUAGAAUUUUUCUCAUAAAUGUUCGCAAAUUCGGUGUUAAAUAGUGAUCAGAUGGCUUCAACUUCGACUACGCAGCAAGCUGCGUUAUCAGAGAAUCAAGUGGUGGCAAUAAAAAAUCUCCUGUGGGGAAAUGAUCUCCGAGAGGAGGUGUUUUUGAGGUGGACACAGGGUUUCACUUUUAGUAAAGAUGAACCGUCUGCACUUCUUCAACUCCAGGGAGGACCUUGUGCGGUGAUUGCUCCAGUUCAAGCUUUCGUUGUGAAGAACAUUAUCUUUGACCAAAAGAAAACCAUGGCUGGCCUCACUGCCUCUGAAUGCCAGGAAUGCCUAAUUAACGCUUUGGUGGAGGUGUUAACCCAAGCCGCUAGUACUGACAUCUGUUACUUAAUCACCCACAAUGGGCUUGAAGAGAGGGACGCGGAUACUGUACUCAAUCUGCCAGCGAAUUCUGAGGAUAAUCAGGUCCAAGUUAAUGACAAUGAGGUCCGGAGCCCCAAGAGACAGAAACUGUCCAAUCAGUGGUUCCACAGCAAUCUUAGGUGCCAGCAAUGCAACAGUAAUGCGGAGGUGAAGGAUGCAAUCCAUGCUCACAUCUCAACAUUCCAAGGACAAUACGGUGUACUCCUAUUCUUGUAUUCACUGGUGCUGACCAAGGGCAUUGAACAAAUUAAGAACGAAGUUGAAGACCCUGGUGAACCUCUCAUAGACAACACACAUGGACAUGGAAGCCAGAGUAUGAUAAAUCUUCUCUUAUGUGGUAAAGCUGUAUCGAACGUAUUUGAUAAUGACAAAGAUAUAUCGGGAAUGCAGCUUCAUGGUAUCUCUAAACAGUGUACGAUAGGUUUCCUCACCCAAUUAGAACAUCUUCGAUAUUGUGAGGUUGGCUGGUACUUAAAGAAUCCCUGUGUUCCUGUUUGGCUGUUGGCGAGUGAGACACAUAUAACAGUAUUGUUUGCCUAUGAGAGAGGGUUGGUGACUCAUGAGACAGCAUCGCAAGCGGCGCGAAGGAUCUUUAAAAGUUUCGACCCUGACGGGAAUGGUUUCAUAACCGUGUCUCGACUCGUUGAGCUGAUGGAUGCGCUGGAGCUAGUCUCAGAACCUGAGUACGUCAACAUCAUGCAGAGCAAAAUGGAUCCCGAGGGUUUAGGCAUCAUUCUAUUGGGUGUGUUCCUGGAGGAGUUUUUCCCAGAACUAGACAGGGAGGAGACACCGGAGAAGUUCUUAGUCUAUCAUUACAACGGCCUGGAGAGGUCGUGUCCGGACAAACAGGUAAAAUACUUGGAGGGAACAGCAAAGAUAGCAGACAUUCAAGACAUCGUCGUGACAACUGACAUCACCCCGAUAUUGACAUGUCUGCAGACAAAAUGGCCGACAGUCGAACUUCACUGGAAGGAUAAUAUCGUGCCGUCCAUGAAUUGAUGAACAAGGUCUUUAGGUUCCCAUUUUGAAUUGCAUAAUCAAAAUUAGUGCUUAAUAUUGAGGUUGGCUGAACGAACUGUCUCUUGGACUAGGACUGUCUUUUGUGAAAACUACUUUUGGACUGGAAACGAUAUUUGAAACAUGUUCUGUGAUUGUGAAAUAAUGAACUGAGAGAAAUUCUUCAGCUUAUGGUCAUCAAGGCUUUAAGGGGAUGACUCACUGGCUGGGGCAAAGGCUGGUCAAAUUCACUUCAGCCCCAACUUCCCAAUUGAUAUCCAUAAGUAGGAUGAAUUCUCUGGGGAGAAAUGCUGCCAUGGUCUAAUAAAGUUAACUGAUCUAUGUAAAUGUACUGUUCUGUUUUCAUGCAUUGACUGUCACAGGACCAAUGCACCAUUAGGCACUUGGAUCGCGGGCCAACCUACCAAACUAUUUCUCCAAUGUGGAAGAAGUUUUUUUCUUUAUAACACUCGCCAAAUGUUAAUAAAAGUCAAGUGGGCUGAUAUGGUGUUGUUCACAAUAUAUAUUGUGGAUUUAAUGAUAUAGUCGAACAAAGUUUUUAUUCUCCAAAUAAGAAAACUUUGCCUCCUCACCCAUUAUCCAAGGCAUUAAAUUGAUGUGGCCUUAUUUGUAGGUUUGUACUUUGAUGUCUAUUGCUGUUCUUCAUGUGCAGAUCCUUCUCCCCAGCAUUAUUUUACCGAUUAAGUUGGGCAGUGAGAUUUUUUCAGGGGCCUGUUGAUCUAUAAAUGAUGGGUAUUUAUCUGUACACCUCGUACGUGUACUUAAUAACAGUUAAUUUGAGGCAGUAUCCAUCUGGCCUAUACCUGCAGAUCUUCUAUUAGCUGUACUGUCUGCCUGAUCAGACCUUCUCUUCAUGAACCCCACUCAGUUGAGCACAGUGCACUUAGCAUUGCUUAUAUAACUAAACAGCAUCUAUUUUGAUAUGAAACUUGGUGAAAACCAGGUAAAUCUAUUUAAUACAAUUUUAGAUUUACACAGCUUUUUGCUGUACUUGAAAAAAUGGUAUCAAUUUAAACGAAUUGGUGAACAAAUACAAUGCACAGGAACACUCUUGGCGAUAUGUACUUUUGGCAUGGCCACGAUUCCAAGAGAAUAUGUAUAGAGGGUUUUUGAGGUCCGGGUUUGCACUGGGGACAAAUUAUCAUGAAUGUCAUAGCAGAGGAAAUGGGCUAUGUCAUAACUGCACCAAUUUUUGUAUGUUUGUCUUUUUAAGUUAUUUAUGUACUGUUAGUUACAUAGACUUAUAUGAAUAUAGUAACUUCGAGGUUAUUUAUGUACCAUUUGUUACGUUACAUGUAACUUGUAAGUUUGUGACUUAUGUUGUACUUUAAUGACCAUUCUUGUUUACACAACAUUGUAUUUCUUAUUGU
Lineus longissimus is the source of this 2829-nucleotide messenger RNA. Its product is annotated as ubiquitin carboxyl-terminal hydrolase MINDY-3-like. The record is from RefSeq and is a predicted model, not a curated record. The transcript has 10 exons. Gene Ontology annotation, molecular function: calcium ion binding; K48-linked deubiquitinase activity; cysteine-type deubiquitinase activity. Gene Ontology annotation, biological process: protein K48-linked deubiquitination. NCBI's taxonomy places the organism in Eukaryota, Metazoa, Nemertea, Pilidiophora, Heteronemertea, Lineidae. Bases 41 to 1441 code for a protein of 466 amino acids.